AUGAACAUCAUACUAGAUUAUUCCCAACAUCUUCAGACCGUCAGCACAUUGAACAUGCCCGACGACGGGGCCGUUGCCGCACUUGGUGCACUUCUUGGUUAUGUCGGCGCCGAAGCCGCAACCACUGCGCCAUUUGAGCAUUUACUCUGGCCACAACGGCACCUGGACAAUCUCUCGUGGCAAUCAGCAGCCAUGGCAGCAUUACUGAUGCCCAUGGGCGGUCCAUUACACAAGGCUGCCCUGGAAACAUUCGAUACACUACACCGCCAUGGUCUCUUUCGUGGCGCCUACCGUGGACAUAUGCUCGGCACUGCAUUUUUCAAGGAUAUGGGAUGGACAUACACUAUGCACGACAUGGGAGUCAAAGGACCACCAAAGGCAGUCAGAAACUGCAUCUGGACAAGAGCUAUGGGCAUGUUGAGUGCUCCUCAGUUGAGCGAUAGCAACACACUCGUGCUACCAGGAGAGAAACAACAAAAAGAGGCAUCCCGUCAGACGGCAGUCAGAGCCUUGAUAUCCUGCUAUCAUCUAACAUUCAGUCAAGCGACGAAUGAAGAUAAGGCAUCCGGUCUACCAUUCGUGCGAGAGCAUGUCAACAUGGUUGGACCUAAUGUCUAUCUAUCGAUUCUGGCCUCUGAAUCAUCAGCAAUUAUCCUCGCCAUUGUACUACUUGUGGUCUGGAACACACCCUGGGCUGCCCUAUGGCUCGCGCCUCUCACAUUACGGUUCAUCAGCACUCUUUUCGCACUCCAUCGUGAACCACUUGAAUCUCCACAACUUACACCAAAGGAUCACACCUGCGACUUUGAGAUACACUGCCCAGAGUCCAACGGGGACUUUAUAGUCCUAAGUGGUCCACCACCUCUCAUCCAGCAGUUUAUGCGACACUACGCACACCCGCGCCGGAGCCGCACGAAAGAGAUCAUCCAGCUCGCUACCAUCUUCGCCCUGGGAUGCGUUUUUCCAGUGGGUCUAGUGGCCUCUGCACUUUUUAUGCCUCUGCAUCUGCAAUACGUUUGGUUCGGUUAUCAAAUAUUCUUAGUCGCAGGACUACAUAUCGCACGGUAUUGUCAGUUUUCAAGGCAAUUAUCUAUCGACGCAGCUAUUGCGGAGGCAUUUGAACUAGGCGAUAGAUUUAGCAGUUAUGGAGAGAGCUCUUUACUGUUUAGUCACAAAAGGACAGGUUCUGGAACACUUAGGGUUGACUUGAAGGUCAAGUCUUAUAAUAAAUACGCAGAAGGGAAAGAAGCAGUGCAGGAAUUGCUUAUGAACGCUGAGAAGGAUGUCGAAAAGGCUAUUGAGAAACGAUAG
Fusarium graminearum PH-1 is the source of this 1311-nucleotide messenger RNA. RefSeq lists its product as uncharacterized. Bases 1 to 1311 code for a protein of 436 amino acids. The transcript has a single exon. NCBI's taxonomy places the organism in Eukaryota, Fungi, Ascomycota, Sordariomycetes, Hypocreales, Nectriaceae. The record is from RefSeq and is a predicted model, not a curated record.